Molecule: messenger RNA, 32645 nt
Organism: Coregonus sp. 'balchen'
Lineage: Eukaryota; Metazoa; Chordata; Actinopteri; Salmoniformes; Salmonidae
Source: the annotation of a GenBank genome assembly
AUGAGGGAUCCUCAGAGUUCUGACUGACUGAUGGAUGUCCCUCCUCACUUUACUGACCUGCCUGGGGACCUGGACCCGUGUUCAUAAAGCAACUCAGAGUAGAAGUGCUGAUCUCGGAUCAGGUCCCCAAUUGUCCAUAUAAUCGUAUUAAUUAGGAUCUAAAAGGUUAAAUUGAUCCUAGAUCAGCACUGUGAGAUUCUUUAUGAAUAUGGGCGCUGGACACUGGGGCCCUGGAUGAGGGAAGGCUUGAGAGGGGAGUACGAGAUGGACCCUAUCUGAGAAAUACAUAGAAAACAAUAUAGCCUAGAGUAGGGGUCAUCAACUAGAUUCAGCCCCGGGCCAAUUAUUUUCUUGAGCGGAUGGUCAGGGGGCCGGAACAUAAUUACAAAUAAUUUGUAGACUGCAAAUUGACCGCUAGAAGUCCAAACAGAUCUGCCUGUCACCUCCUGUCUGCCUGGUUCAGAGAGGGCUGUCACCUCCUGUCUGCCUGGUCCAGAGAGGGCUGUCACAUCCUGUCAGCCUGGUUCAUAGAGGGCUGUCACAUCCUGUCUGCCUGGUUCAGAGAGGGCUGUCACAUCCUGUCUGCCUGGUUCAUAGAGGGCUGUCACAUCCUGUCUGCCUGGUUCAUAGAGGGCUGUCACAUCCUGUCUGCCUGGUCCAUAGAGGGCUGUCACCUCCUGUCUGCCUGAUCCAUAGAGGGCUGUCACAUCCUGUCAGCCUGGUUCAUAGAGGGCUGUCACAUCCUGUCACCUCCUGUCUGCCUGGUCCAUAGAGGGCUGUCACCUCCUGUCACCUCCUGUCUGCCUGGUCCAUAGAGGGCUGUCACAUCCUGUCACCUCCUAUCUGCCUGGUCCAUAGAGGGCUGUCACCUCCUGUCUGCCUGGUUCAGAGAGGGCUGUCACAUCCUGUCUGCCUGCUCCAUAGAGGGCUGUCACCUCCUGUCUGCCUGGUUCAUAGAGGGCUGUCACAUCCUGUCACCUCCUGUCUGCCUGGUCCAUAGAGGGCUGUCACCUCCUGUCUGCCUGGUCCAUAGAGGGCUGUCACAUCCUGUCUGCCUGGUUCAGAGAGGGCUGUCACAUCCUGUCUGCCUGCUCCAUAGAGGGCUGUCACCUCCUGUCUGCCUGGUUCAUAGAGGGCUGUCACAUCCUGUCUGCCUGCUCCAUAGAGGGCUGUCACAUCCUGUCUGCCUGCUCCAUAGAGGGCUCUCACAUCCUGUCUGCCUGGUCCAUAGAGGGCUGUCACAUCCUGUCUGCCUGGUCCAUAGAGGGCUGUCACAUCCUGUCUGCCUGGUUCAGAGAAGGCUGUCACAUCCUGUCUGCCUGCUCCAUAGAGGGCUAUCACAUCCUGUCUGCCUGGUCCAUAGAGGGCUGUCACAUCCUGUCUGCCUGGUUGAUAGAGGGCUGUCACAUCCUGUCUGCCUGCUCCAUAGAGGGCUGUCACAUCCUGUCUGCCUGCUCCAUAGAGGGCUGUCACAUCCUGUCUGCCUGGUUCAUAGAGGGCUGUCACAUCCUGUCUGUCUGGUUGAUAGAGGGCUGUCACAUCCUGUCUGCCUGGUUGAUAGAGGGCUGUCACAUCCUGUCUGCCUGCUCCAUAGAGGGCUGUCACAUCCUGUCUGCCUGGUUCAUAGAGGGCUGUCACAUCCUGUCUGUCUGGUCCAUAGAGGGCUGUCACAUCCUGUCACCUCCUGUCUGCCUGGUCCAUAGAGGGCUGUCACAUCCUGUCUGCCUGGUCCAGAGAGGGCUGUCACAUCCUGUCUGCCUGGUUCAGAGAGGGCUGUCACAUCCUGUCUGCCUGGUCCAUAGAGGGCUGUCACAUCCUGUCUGUCUGGUCCAUAGAGGGCUGUCACAUCCUGUCACCUCCUGUCUGCCUGGUCCAUAGAGGGCUGUCACAUCCUGUCUGCCUGGUCCAGAGAGGGCUGUCACAUCCUGUCUGCCUGGUUCAGAGAGGGCUGUCACAUUCUGUCUGCCUGGUCCAUAGAGGGCUGUCACAUCCUGUCUGCCUGGUCCAUAGAGGGCUGUCACAUCCUGUCUGCCUGCUCCAUAGAGGGCUGUCACAUCCUGUCUGCCUGGUCCAGAGAGGGCUGUCACCUCCUGUCUGCCUGGUCCAGAGAGGGCUGUCACAUCCUGUCUGCCUGGUCCAGAGAGGGCUGUCAGGGUUUUUGAGGAUGACUUUUUGUGGCACCGGAUAGAAUCACAUAUAGUUAUUUUUAGUUUGAAAUACAUCACAAAUCUCUUUUAGGAUAUUGGAUAGUGGUGUAAAUGAAUUGUACAGUAACGCUGACCUGAUUUUGAAUCUGUCUGGGGCUGUGAUGAAGCGUUAAAGCAUGAACCUUCCUUUGAAAAUUUGACUAUAUGCUAUCAUUGCAUUGAUAGAACAUUGUGUUAUGCUGGUGAAUGAACUGACUUCCGCAUCAGAACACUAAAACCUGUCUGUCUCCUUGAUCCCUUUGUAAUGCCCAAAUCCAGGCAAAUCCCAAUGUUAUUUAAGAAGACUUUGUACAUCUGUAGCAGGGUUUCUGUUAGCCGCUAAUUGCCAGCUUUUGGCCCAAUUUUUUUUAUGAAAAGCCGAUUUAAUAAAAAUAAUACAAAAUAUAAUAAAAAUAAUUACAUAAAUUAUUGUCGACCAAAUUCACCGGGAGAAAAAAAAGAAUCCCAUUGCAAAAUAAUGCUUUUAUUAAUUGAUGGAAAUACCAGUCAAUGGAAAUACAUUUUACCAUCAUGCUUAUCGGUCUAUAGGUCAAAUAAAAUUGUAUUUGUCACAUGCGGCGAAUAUAACAGGUGUUGACUUCACCGUGAAAUGCUUACUUACGAACCCCUUUCCCAACAAUGCAGAGUUAAAAAGUAAGAAAAUUAGCAAAAAGUAACACUAUAGAUAACAAUAAUGAGCCUAUAUACAAAGAGUUCUGGUACCGAGUCACUGUGCAGUGGUACCAGGUAGUAAUGAGACUAUAUACAAGGAGUACUGGUACCGAGUCACUAUGCAGGGGUACGAGGUACAUGUAGGUAGGGGUAAAGGUGACUAGGCAAUCAGGACAGAUAAUAAAGCUGAUUAGAAGCAGCGGAUGUAAAGUGUAUGUGUGUGUGGGUAGAGUCCAGUGAGUGUGUGUGUGGGUAGAGUCCAGUGAAUGUGUGUGUGGGUAGAGUCCAGUGAGUGUGUGUGUGGGUAGAGUCCAGUGUGUGUGUGUGUGGGUAGAGUCCAGUGUGUGUGUGUGUGUGGGUAGAGUCCAGUGAGUGUGUGUGUGGGUAGAGUCCAGUGAGUGUGCAUAGUGGUUCAUGUCCAUAAUGUAGGAACUAAAAUGGCGCAUGUUGUUUUUUGGUCAUCAUGCAUCUUAUUUAUCACACGCCACAGCAUACAGACAGUCUAGUUAGAGCUGAAUAUAACCUCCUCACUAGAGCUGUUGCUGCUGCUCCUCAGCUCAUUGCUCCUGCUGCUGCUCCUCAGCUCAUUGCUCCUGCUGCUGCUCCUCAGCUCAUUGCUCCUGCUGCUGCUCCUCAGCUCAUUGCUCCUGCUGCUGCUCCUCAGCUCAUUGCUCCUGCUGCUCCUCAGCUCAUUGCUGCUGGAGUGAAACAAGUGCUUUUACAUAAGCCCAGUCAUUGCGCUUGCAACAAUUCUAAAUGCAAUCGCAUGUAAAUAACAGUAUUGAUGGCCAUGAUUAAAAAGAGCUACUGUUUUCAUUUCUCAACUGGUAAUUGAAGCACGCCUCCCAUUCGCCAUUCAAGUGUAUAGACAACGGGAGGCAGGCUAUCAGUGCAUAAAGCUGUCAUCAAGGCAAAGAGUGUGCAAAGCUGUCAUCAAGGCAAAGGGUGGCUAUUUGAAGAAUCUCAAAUAUAAAAUAUAUUUUGAUUUGUUUAACACUUUUUUGGUUACUACAUGAUUCCAUAUGUGUUAUUUCCUAGGUUUGAUGUCUUCACUAUUAUUCUACAAUGUAAAAAAAUAGUAAAAAAUUAAGAAAAACCCUUGAAUGAGUAGGUGUGUCCAAACUUUUGACCGGUACUGUAUAUAUUAUAUAUAUUUUUUACAAUAUUAUAAUUUAUUUUAUUGAAAUGGCGGCCUUGUGUGCACUUCCAGUAAUACAAUAUACCCCGGUAUGGUACAGAAACGGUAUGACGGUAUAAUGGUUAUUAAAGCUGCAAUAUGUAACUUUUUGGGCCAACCCGACCAAAUUCACAUAGAAAUGUUAGUUAUAGAUCUUGAAAUCUAAUUGAAAGCAAGUCUUAAGAUGUGCGCUAUUUCUAUGUUUCCCGUUCUUAAGUUUAGUUUUUGCGUCUUUUACUUUCGGUUUUGUCCACCAGCUGAAAAUACAAUAUUUUUGGUUAUGGAAAAUAUAUUUCACAGCGGUUUAGAUGGUGCAAUGAUUCUUUACACUAUACAUUGCUUGUUUUUCACAUAAACUGAAAUUAGGUGAACUAUUAAGAGUUUUAUCAACCAGGAAAUGGUGAAUGAUUUCUGCAUAUUGCACCUUUAAAAAAAAACAAAAAAAUAACACUUGCACACAGACACCCAAUUACAGAUAACCUAAAUGAAGGUGAACACUCCAUGCAGAAUCACCUAUAAUGAGAUGUCAGGGUGUUGGUGUAAUGACACCGCACUGCUGUUUAAAUGUCAGGCACCGAAGGUUAGGAAAUAGGAAUCAACUUUGGACUAUUGAUAUGCAUCCAUGUUGAAGCAUCCCAACUACUACCAGGGGACAGAAUCGUUAAUGGAUCCUCGCUAUUUGAGCCACGUUACAAUUCCCACAGGUUGACCCUAUUGGCGCGAUGCCUAGGAUGUUUGCCAUACGCGCAGCGACCCGGGUUAGCUUCCCUGUCAGAUUAGUGAACAUUAAGACUCAGCGCUCAAUUAGUGUAAUCCCUCUGUUUUAGUCCGGCUUAGACACAGACACACAAGUUGCUGAGGUUAUUGGGUUCACAAUCAAAGUACUAAGGAGAAAAUUGAGAGGGUUUUACUGGGUACUGCUGCACUCAGUUACAAUUCACUCACAUGAGUUGUAUACAUACAACAACAUGCGUUUCAGGCUUUGGGAGCCUCGGGGUGUGUGUGCGUGCUAGAUGUUGUAAUGAUCACUGUCCUGUGUGUGCACUUAGUAACACUUAAUCCUCUUCUUCCUCCUCUUCCUCCUCUUCUUUCUCUUCUCCUCUUCUUCUUUAACUUCUUCUUCCUCCUCUUCCUCCUCCUCUUCCUCCUCCUCAUCUUCUUCCUCUUCCUCCUCCUCCUCUUCUUUAGUCCUCUUCUUCCCUCCAUCCUCUUCUCAUCCUCUCUUCCUCCACUUCCUCAUCCUCUUCUUCUUCCUCUUCUUCCUCUUCCUCCUCCUCCUCAGGGCCGAUGAGAUUGAAAUGGUGAUGACAGAUCUGGAGAGAGCCAAUCAGGUUAGUCUCCACCCCUUUAUGGCCUUGGUCAUUAUUGGAUGUUAUAAACUGGGUGGUUUAAGACCUGAAUGCUGAUAGGCUGACAGCGGUGGUAUAUCAGACCGUAUACCAAGGGUAUGACAAAACAUUAAUUUUUACUCUUCUAAUUACGUUGGUAACCAGUUUACGUUGUCUCUGUCUCUCUCUCUCUGUCUCUCUCUCUCUGUCUGUCUCUCUCUGUCUGUCUCUCUCUCUCUCUCCUCUCUCUCUCUCUCUCUCUCUCUCUCUCUCUGUCUCUCUGUCUGUCUGUCUGUCUGUCUGUCUGUCUGUCUGUCUGUCUGUCUGUCUGUCUGUCUGUCUGUCUGUCUGUCUGUCUGUCUGUCUGUCUGUCUCUCAGAGGGCGGAGGCAGCACAGAGGGAGGCGGACACUCUGAGGGAGCAGCUGACCUCUUCUAACCAAACCCUGCAGCUGACUACCCAGAUCCAGACCACCCCAGACACGGUACGCUGUUAUUGGUUGGUAGAGUAUGGAUUGCUGAUAGAGGUGGAUUUGGUUGGCUGAUUGCUGAUAGAGGUGGAUUUGGUUGGCUGAUUGCUGAGAGAGGUGGAUUUGGUUGGCUGAUUGCUGAUAGAGGUGGAUUUGGUUGGCUGAUUGCUGAUAGAGGUGGAUUUGGUUGGCUGAUUGCUGAUAGAGGUGGAUUUGGUUGGCUGAUUGCUGAUAGAGGUGGAUUUGGUUGGCUGAUUGCUGAUAGAGGUGGAGUUGGUUGGCUGAUUGCUGAGAGAGGUGGAUUUGGUUGGCUGAUUGCUGAGAGAGGUGGAUUUGGUUGGCUGAUUGCUGAUAGAGGUGGAUUUGGUUGGCUGAUUGCUGAUAGAGGGGAUUUGGUGGCUGAUUGCUGAUAGAGGUAGAUUUGGUUGGCUGAUUGCUGAUAGAGGUGGAUUUGGUUGGCUGAUUGCUGAUAGAGGUGGAUUUGGUUGGCUGAUUGCUGAUAGAGGUGGAUUUGGUUGGCUGAUUGCUGAUAGAGGUGGAUUUGGUUGGCUGAUUGCUGAUAGAGGUGGAUUUGGUUGGCUGAUUGCUGAUAGAGGUGGAUUUGGUUGGCUGAUUGCUGAUAGAGGGGGAGUUGGUUGGCUGAUUGCUGAGAGAGGUGGAUUUUCUUUAGUCCUAGGAGCAGAUGCAUUAUGAUCAGUAUACCCCAAAGAAUUGGUUGAUGGAUUGAUUGGUUCAUUGAUUAUUUGAUUGAUUUAUACUUUAACUUAUAGGAGCAGACUGUUGUGAUUUAUAGAUUGAUUUAAUUAUGUAUUGAUUGGUUAAUUGAUGAAUGGAUUGAUGUACAGUGAGGGGGAAAAGGUAUUUGAUCCCCUGCUGAUUUUGUACGUUUGCCCACUGACAAAGACAUGAUCAGUCUAUAAUUUUAAUGGUAGGUUUAUUUGAACAGUGAGAGACAGAAUAACAACAACAAAAAUCCAGAAAAACGCAUGUCAAAAAUGUUAUAAAUUGAUUUGCAUUUUAAUGAGGGAAAUAAGUAUUUGACCCCCUCUCAAUAAGAAAGAUUUCUGGCUCCCAGGUGUCUUUUAUACAGGUAACGAGCUGAGAUUAGGACCACACUCUUAAAGGGAGUGCUCCUAAUCUCAGUUUGUUACCUGUAUAAAAGACACCUGUCCACAGAAGCAAUCAAUCAAUCAGAUUCCAAACUCUCCACCAUGGCCAAGUCCAAAGAGCUCUCCAAGGAUGUCAGGGACAAGAUUGUAGACCUACACAAGGCUGGAAUGGGCUACAAGACCAUCGCCAAGCAGCUUGGUGAGAAGGUGACAACAGUUGGUGCGAUUAUUCGCAAAUGGAAGAAAGAACUGUCAAUCUCCCUCGGCCUGGGGCUCCAUGCAAGAUCUCACCUCGUGGAGUUGCAAUGAUCAUGAGAACGGUGAGGAAUCAGCCCAGAACUACACGGGAGGAUCUUGUCAAUGAUCUCAAGGCAGCUGGGACCAUAGUCACCAAGAAAACAAUUGGUAACACACUACGCAGUGAAGGACUGAAAUCCUGCAGCGCCUGCAAGGUCCCCCUGCUCAAGAAAGCACAUAUACAUGCCCGUCUGAAGUUUGCCAAUGACCAUCUGAAUGAUUCAGAGGAGAACUGGGUGAAAGUGUUGUGGUCAGAUGAGACCAAAAUCGAGCUCUUGAGCAUCAACUCAACUCGCCGUGUUUGGAGGAGGAGGAAUGCUGCCUAUGACCCCAAGAACACCAUCCCCACCGUCAAACAUGGAGGUGGAAACAUUAUGCUUUGGGGGUGUUUUUCUGCUAAGGGGACAGGACAACUUCACUGCAUCAAAGGGACGAUGGACGGGGCCAUGUACCGUCAAAUCUUGGGUGAGAACCUCCUUCCCUCAGCCAGGGCAUUGAAAAUGGGUCGUGGAUGGGUAUUCCAGCAUGACAAUGACCCAAAACACACGGCCAAGGCAACAAAGGAUUGGCUCAAGAAGAAGCACAUUAAGGUCCUGGAGUGGCCUAGCCAGUCUCCAGACCUUAAUACCAUAGAAAAUCUGUGGAGGGAGCUGAAGGUUCGAGUUGCCAAACAUCAGCCUCGAAACCUUAAUGACUUGGAGAAGAUCUGCAAAGAGGAGUGGGACAAAAUCCCUCCUGAGAUGUGUGCAAACCUGGUGGCCAACUACAAGAAACGUCUGACCUAUGUGAUUGCCAACAAGGGUUUUGCCACCAAGUACUAAGUAAUGUUUUGUACAGGGGUCAAAUACUUAUUUCCCUCAUUAAAAUGCAAAUCAAUUUAUAACAUUUUUGACAUGCGUUUUUCUGGAUGUUUUUGUUGUUAUUCUGUCUCUCACUGUUCAAAUAAACCUACCAUUAAAAUUAUAGACUGAUCAUUUCUUUGUCAGUGGGCAAACGUACAAAAUCAGCAGGGGAUCAAAUACUUUUUUCCCUCACUGUAUGUUUUGACCUAUGAGCAGACUGUUGUGAUUGGUUGAUUGAUUGGUGUAUUGAUGUAUGUGUUGGCCUAUAGGACCAGGCAGUGGAGGUGGUGUCCCGCUCCAGUCUGGAGGCAGAGCUGGGGGCCAAGGACAGAGACAUGGUUCAGCUGGUGGAAGAUGUCCAGAGACUGCAGGCCAGCCUUUCUAAACUCAGAGAGAGCUCCACCACACAGAUCACACAGCUUCAACUACAACUGAGCACCAAGACUGCCACCUUCAAGGUAGGCUACAGUGGCUUGCGAAAGUAUUCACCCCCCUUGGCAUUUUUCCUAUUUUGUUGCCUUACAACCUGGAAUUAAUAUGGAUUUUUUGGGGGGUUUGUAUCAUUUGAUUUACACAACAUGCCUACCACUUUGAAGAUGCAAAAUAUAUUUUCUUGUGAAACAAACAAGAAAUAAGAAAAAAAAAAUAGAAAACUUGAGCGUGCAUAACUAUUCACCCCCUAAAAAGACAAUACUUUGUAGUGCCACUUUUUGCAGCAAUUACAGCUUCAAGUCUCUUGGGGUUUGUCUCUAUAAGCUUGGCACAUCUAGCCACUGGGAUUUUUGCCCAUUAUUCAAGGCAAAACUGCUCCAGCUCCUUCAAGUUGGAUGGGUUCCGCUGGUGUACAGCAAUCUUUAAGUCAUACCACAGAUUCUCAAUUGGAUUGAGGUCUGGGCUUUGACUAGGCCAUUCCAAGACAUUUAAAUGUUUUCCCUUAAACCACUCGAGUUUUGCUUUAGCAGUAUGCUUAUGGGUCAUUGUCCUGCUGGAAGGUGAACCUCCGUCCCAGUCUCAAAUCUCUGGAAGACUGAAACAGGUUUCCCUCAAGAAUUUCCCUGUAUUUAGCGCAAUCCAUCAUUCCUUCAAUUCUUACUAGUUUCCCAGUCCCUGCCGAUGAAAAACAUCCCCACAGCAUGAUGCUGCCACCACCAUGCUUCACUGUGGGGAUGGUGUUCUUGUGGUGAUGAACGGUGUUGGGUUUGUGCCAGACAUAGCGUUUUCCUUGAUGGCCAAAAAGCUCAAUUUUAGUCUCAUAUGACCAGAGUACCUUCUUCCAUAUGUUUGGGGAGUCUCCCACAUGCCUUUUGGUGAACACCAAACGUGUUUGCUUAUUUUUUUCUUUAAGCAAUGGCUUUUUUCUGGCCACUCUUCCAUAAAGCCCAGCUCUGUGGAGUGUACGGCUUAAAGUGGUCCUAUGGACAGAUACUCCAAUCUCCGCUGUGGAGCUUUGCAGCUCCUUCAGGGUUAUCUUUGGUCUCUUUGUUGCCUCUCUGAUUAAAGCCCUCCUUGGCUGGUCCGUGAGUUUUGGUGGGCGGCCCUCUCUUGGCAGGUUUGUUGUGGUGCCAUAUUCUUUCCAUCUUUUGAUAAUGGAUUGAAUGGUGCUCCGUGGGAUGUUCAAAGGUUCUGAUAUUUUUUUAUAACCCAACCCUGAUCUGAACUUCUCCACAACUUUGUCCCUGACCUGUUUGGAGAGCUCCUUGGUCUUCAUGGUGUCGCUUGCUUGGUGGUGCCCCUUGCUUAGUGGUGUUACAGACUCUGGGGCCACUCAGAACAGGUGUAUAUAUACUGAGAUCAUGUGACACUUAGAUUGCUCACAUGUGGACUUAAUUUAAAUAAUUAUGUGACUUCUGAAGGUAAUUUAUUGCACCAGAUCUUAUUUAGGGGCUUCAUAGCAAAGGGGGUGAAUACAUAUGCACGCACCACUUUUCCGUUAUUUAUUGUUUCGAAUUUUUUGAAACAAGUUAUGUUUUUCAUUUCACUUCACCAAUUUGGACUAUUUUGUGUAUGUCCGUUACAUGAAAUCCAAAUAAAAAUCCAUUUAAAUUACAGGUUGUAAUGCAACAAAAUAGGAAAAACACCAAGGGGGAUGAAUAAUUUUGCAAGGCACUGUAUAUAUAUACACACACACCUCUCUCUCACUCACACACACACACACACACACACACACACACCUCUCACACACACACACCCGCUCACAACCUCACACGUGUAUGUAAAAGUUGAUUGUCAUUAUACUGUCUGUCUGGGAGUUUCCAUCCUCCUCAUCCAUCAUUCAUUUAAUCUCUUCCCCUCCCUCUCUUCUGUCCUCCCCCUCUCUUCUGUCCUCCCCUCUUCUGUCCUCUCUUCCUCUUCUCCGCCUCCUUCUCUCUCCUCCUCCCGUCCUCUCAUCCUCUGCGCCUCCAGGAUCUCUACCUGCCUCCACUCCUCUCCUCUUCCUCGUCCCCUCUCGCUCUCUCUCCACCCAUAUCCUCUCAUCCUCUCUCUCAUCUCUGCUCUCAUCCUCUCUCUCCUCCUUUCUCUCUUCUGUCCUCCUUCUCCUCGCUCUCCAACCAUAUCCUCUAUCCUCUCUUCUCUCAGUCCUCCUCUCCUCUUCGGUCUCCUCAUCUCUCCUCUCUCCUCUCUUCUCCACCAUAUCCUCUCAUCCUCUGCUCUCAUCCUCUCUCUCCUCCUUUCUCUCCUCUGUCCUCCUCCUCUCUCUCUCUCUCCACCCAUAUCCUCUCAUCCUCUGCUCUCAUCCUCUCUCUCCUCCUUUCUCUCCUCUCCUCUUCUCUCUUUCCCUCCCUCUCUUCUUUCUAGCAACUGGAGCAAAAGCUUCAGGAACAGGCUGACUAUGAGGAGGUGAAGAAAGAGCUCAGGUGAGUAUGCAAACAUGUGUGUUGUACCCUGAGUACGCUGUUCUUGCUCCAAAUACUGACCUAAUUUAGUUAGUGAUUGAUGUCCUAGUAGCCCUGGGGUGUCUGCGGUUCUCUAACAGUGUUACAAGGGAAGCAUGUCCUCUUGCCCUCCGUUCUAUAACUCAGUACUUUGUGUUUAUUAGCUUGGUACUGCGUGUGUGUUUGAAUGGAUCCUUUAUUUGUACAAACCACUGCGGAUAAUCAACCAAAAGGGUAUACCACAAAACAGUAUCAGUGAGUUAGCGAGGUAGAUAUUCAGAAAUGACUUUUAUUUUGAAUUGACUCUACAACCAAAAACACAUAUCUCAGUUUAGCUUUAUUAAUAAACGAGAAAAUCAAUAGUUAUUUCUGGUAGUUUUUUUAAAGUUAGCUGGCGAACACAUGGAACCUGCCCCGUCAUACAGUGGCUUCAGAAAGUAUUCAUACCCCUUGACUCAUGCCACAUUUAGUUGUUACAGCCUUAUUAAAUAUUAUUGAUUAAAUAUAUUUUCAAGAAUUCAAAGUUGAUUAAAAAAUUAAAAAAAUGUUUGCCUAUCUACACACAAUACCCAACAAAGUGAAAACAUGUUUUUUUUUUAACAAAACAGUUUUUCGUUGCUAGACAACCAUUUGCAGGUCUUGCCGUAGAUUUUCAAGUAGAGUUAAGUCAAAACUGUAACAUUGGCCGCUCAGGAACAUUCAUGUCAUUCACUGUGUUCUUGGUAAGCGAUUCCAGUGUAGAUUUGGCCUUGUGUUUUAGGUUAUUGUCCUGCUGAAAGGUGAAUUCAUCUCCCAGUGUCUGGUGGAAAGCAGGCUGAAACUGGUUUUCCUCUAGUCUCCCAGUGUCUGGUGGAAAGCAGACUGAAACAGGUUUUCCUCUAGUCUCCCAGUGUCUGGUGGAAAGCUGACUGAAACAAGUUUUCCUCUAGUCUCCCAGUGUCUGGUGGAAAGCGGACUGAAACUGGUUUUCCUCUAGUCUCCCAGUGUCUGGUGGAAAGCAGACUGAACCAGGUUUUCCUCUAGUCUCCCAGUGUCUGGUGGAAAGCAGACUGAAACAGGUUUUCCUCUAGUCUCCCAGUGUCUGGUGGAAAGCAGACUGAAACAGGUUUUCCUCUAGUCUCCCAGUGUCUGGUGGAAAGCAGACUGAACCAGGUUUUCCUCUAGUCUCCCAGUGUCUGGUGGAAAGCAGACUGAACCAGGUUUUCCUCUAGUCUCCCAGUGUCUGGUGGAAAGCAGACUGAAACAGGUUUUCCUCUUGGAUUCUGCCUGUGCUUAGCUCCAUUCCGUCGUUUACUUUUAUUUAUUUUUUUAAAUUUACUCCCAAGACUUAACGAUGACAAGCACACCCAUAACAGGAUGCAGCCAACACUAUGCUUGAAAAUAUGGAGAGUGGUUCUCAGUAAUGUGUUGUAUUGGAUUUGCCUCAAACAUAACACUUUGUAUUCAGUACAAAAAGGUCAUUGCUUUGCCACGUUUUGUUUGCAGUAUUACUUAAGGGCCUUGUUGCAAACAGGAUGCAUGUUUUGGAAUAUUUGUAUUCUGUACAGGCUUUCUUCCUUUUCACUCUGUCAAUUAGAUUAGUAUUGUGGAGUAACUACAAUGUUGUUGAUCCAUCCUCAGUUUUCUCCUAUCACAGCCAUUAAACUCUGUAACUGUUUUAAAGUCACCAUUGGCUUCAUGGUGAAAUCCCUGCGCGGUUUCCUUCCUCUCCGGGACCUGAGUAGGGAAGGACGCCUGUAUCUUUGUAGUGAUUGGUUGUGUUGAUACACCAUCCAAAGUGUAAUUAAUAACACAAUGCUGAAAGGGAUAUUCAAUGUCUGCUUUUUAUUUGUUUUUACCCAUCUACCAAUAGGUGCCCUUCUUUGCAAGGCAUUGGAAAACCUCCCUGGUCUUUUGUGUUUUGAAUAUGUGUUUGAAAUUCACUGCUCGACUCAGGGACUGCCCAGAACCCGAAAUUAGAAAUAACUUCCUAUGUUAGUAAAUCCAUUAGCUGCUCCUCUGUCACUCGCUCUGCUCAUGGCUCAUGAGAAAGCUCAGAGUAUGGCUGAUAGCUACUUUUCAUCACUCGAGGAACAUUAUUAUUUCUUGAGAAGUAAUCUCUCCUGUUUUAUAUUUGACCAAGUUGAAGCACCUUUGACCACCUACGUUUUGAACCAAGUUCAACCCACACACCGCCCACUCCACCCAGUUAGAGAGAGGGGAAUCUUGGGAGUUGUAGGAAUUUACUCAAAUGGCAAUUGAGAACAUCAGGACUGAGAUAUUUAGACUCAGACAUCGUUUUGAAAUGUGAUUUUGUGUGAAUACGUCUACUCUGGAUUACUGAAAACAACAACAUGGGUAAAAUAUUAUUUUAAUGAGCCAAGUCUCUCUUUCUCUCUCUCUCGCUCCACAGCAUCCUCAAGUCUAUGGAGUUUGGCCCAUCGGACAGCUCAGUGCAGGUACAGAGAAAACUCUUCCUCUUCCUCUGCAUGGAGACAGACAGACUUCUGUAAAUACUGCUGAUGUGAUUACUGAUCAGUAUAUGACAAACCGGAGCGACGCAUAGGAAUACGAGAGCUAGAGAGAGAGAAGCGAGCGAGAGGAGCGAGAGAGGGAGAGGACGACGAGCGCGGAAGCGAGAAGAGAGCUAGAGCGAGCGUAGGAGAAUGGUCGAGAAGGAGGGAGAGGGCUCAAGAGAUGAGGAGAGAGAGAGCCAGCUCGAGAGAGCGAGAGCGAGAGAGAGGCUUAGCUCUCUCUCGAGACCCUCACUCGAGACUCAUGACGCACGAAGAUUUUCUCUAUGCCAGUCUCGCUGUCUUCGUCUCUAUCUCUCUCUCUCUCUCUCUCUUCUCUCUCUCUCUCUACCUUCUACCUUUCUCUCUCUCACUCUCUCUCAGGAGAUGUCUAAACCCCCUGGAAGUGUUGUUGUUGGAGAAGAAUCGUAGUCUGCAGUCUGAGAGUUCCUCUCUGCGAAUCGCAAACACUGAGCUGAGCGGUGAGUCAGUCUGCCCUGGGGGUUAGGGUCUGGGGGUUACAGCCUGGGACCUAAGGUGGUUACCAACACACAGCAUUGAGUCUAAACCAGUCCUUCACUUAGACUGAUAUGGGUCCCUGUACUAUUUGUAUUACGGUGCUAGAUUGGACUGGCUGGGGACAGGACCAGAAUCAGGUGGGUAGUGGAUGGAACCGGUUCUUGUCUGGAAGACUCUUCUUUUAAGUGUAAUUUAAAAACUUAGCUGACACUCAACACUCAAACUGACAUUCUCUCUGAUAAUGAUUUAUUCUGGCUGAAUGUUUUAAUUGUAGUAUCACUAGAAAAACAACAGCAAGAAACCAACCAGUCAUACAAUGAAACCAACCAGUCAUACAAUGAAACCAACCAGUCAUACAAUGAAACCAACCAGUCAUACGAUGAAACCAACCAGUCAUACAAUGAAACCAACCAGUCAUACAAUGUGGAUUGAAUAAAGACUGGAACUCAUUAAAUGUCUUCAUUUCAUAGACAUUCCCACGUGUGUUUUAAAUCUGGCACCAAGGCUUUUUACUGGAGCUGCACGCUGUUCUCCUCUAUUCAGAUUAGGUUUAUAUUUUUUGCUGCUUCAAGUGACAUUUUGUCAGGAUUAAAUAUACCGGAGGGUUCAUAUUCAAAUGUGUGUUGCAGUUGGCAUGAUUAUUCCAUGUUCAGUGCUGACAGAAUUCAGGUAAAGGGGACGUUCACUGAUUUAUCUCUUCAUGUUAAAGUUAGCUGCACAACAUCUUGCAUACCAGAGAUGAGAAAAUAUUAGCUUUUGUGAUAAUGGGAUGUUCCUAUACAAUCCACCUGGCAACAUACUCAGUUUAUAAUGGGAGGUUCCUAUACAAUCCACCUGGCAACAUGUUCAGUUUAUAAUGGGAUGUUCCUAUACAAAAUACCUGGCAACAUGUUCAGUUUAUAAUGGGAUGUUCCUAUACAAUCCACCUGGCAACAUACUCAGUUUAUAAUGGGAGGUUCCUAUACAAUCCACCUGGCAACAUGUUCAGUUUAUAAUGGGAUGUUCCUAUACAAAAUACCUGGCAACAUGUUCAGUUUAUAAUGGGAUGUUCCUAUACAAUCCACCUGGCAACAUGUUCAGUUUAUAAUGGGAUGUUCCUAUACAAUCCACCUGGCAACAUGUUCAGUUUAUAAUGGGAGGUUCCUAUACAAUCCACCUGGCAACAUGUUCAGUUUUAGGAAGACAGAGUGCUUGACUUAGUGUCAACAGUGCUGUGCAGUCUCUACAUUUGGCAUAACUUUUUCCCCGCUGGAUAAUGACUGUUGGCCAUUUUUAUCAAGAGCAGGUUUUUGUACACACACUUUUGUUUGUUGUUGUCUCGACAAAUAACAAUGUCCAAAUCACUGUCUGGAAUGGUAUGAUUAAGUGCCCAGAAAGACUGCAACAUCAAAUUGUUAAUAACAUGACAUUUUUCUGGAGCUAAAGACUGAACAAAGGAUUCAUAAAAAAGCAAUUAAGUUCCUCCUGACAAUGAGGCCAUCACAACCAUAUCCUGCACCCUCACAGACGACCAGUCAGAGCGCUCUAUACUGCCGUCAGGCCCAAUCAGAUUCACUGUUAUACUGUAGCGGUGCAGCCACUCCACCAAUGGUCCCUGAAAAUAGUGAAGACAAGUAACUAAGGGAAGAGAGAUUGGGAGUCCUGACUGGACCCCUCCCUGCCUGCCAGACACAGGGCUGCUGACUGGACCCCUCCCUGCCUGGCAGACUCAGGGCUGCUGACUGGACCCCUCCCUGCCUGGCAGACUCAGGCCUGCUGACUGGACCCCUCCCUGCCUGGCAGACUCAGGCCUGCUGACUGGACCCCUCCCUGCCUGGCAGACUCAGGGCUGCUGACUGGACCCCCCCCUCCCUGCCUGGCAGACUCAGGGAUGCUGACUGGACCCCUACCUGCCUGGCAGACUCAGGCCUGCUGACUGGACCCCUCCCUGCCUGGCAGAUUCAGGGCUGUGACUGGACCCCUCCAUGCCGGCCUGGCAGACCUCAGGGAUGCUGACUGGCCCCCCCCCUCCCUGCCUGGCAGACUCAGGCCUGCUGACUGGACCCCUCCCUGCCUGGCAGACUCAGGGCUGCUGACUGGACCCCCCCCUGCCUGGCAGACUCAGGGCUGCUGACUGGACCCCCCCCCCCCUGCCUGGCAGACUCAGGGCUGCUGACUGGACCCCUCCCUGCCUGGCAGACUCAGGGAUGCUGACUGGACCCCUCCCUGCCUGGCAGACUCAGGCCUGCUGACUGGACCCCUCCCUGCCUGGCAGACUCAGGGCUGCUGACUGGACCCCUCCCUGCCUGGCAGACUCAGGGAUGCUGACUGGACCCCUCCCUGCCUGGCAGACUCAGGGCUGGGCAGCAGCCAUUUUGACUGAUUUAAGUGCUUCCUUUUUUCUUCCAGGUUGUCACUUACAAGAAAGGUUCAAAUCACAAAUGCAUGUGCAUCUUGUCUGGGGGGUUUAGCAAAGAAGAGAGAGAGAAAAUCAAUUUAUUAAAAAAUAAACUUAAUAAAUAACCUUUUUUUAGUUUUUGUAUUUUCCGAUCCCUUUUUUGUUGACUCCCCCAUAAUGCAUUGUGUUUGACCUUUCUUGUAGGGUCAGCCGGGCGGAAAGGGAAAGAGGUGUCCGUGGAGGAGACCACCACACCCAGUACCCCCUCCCAGCCUCCUCCUCUUCUCCCCCACUCCCCCCAGCUCCUCCUGCCCCGGAUCCUCUCCGACCCCCCUAACACCUCCACCACCAACGGGACACACCCCUUCACACCCACGGGUAUCGGCCAGGACUUCUACAGCCCCCCCUUCCCUCUGGUGGGGGGCAAGAUGUCCCUCAACUCCCUCCUGCAGCGCCAGCUCAUGCAGACGUUCUACUCCAAAGCCCUGCAGGAGUCCACUCAGGGAGCAGCUCUGCUGUUCGCCCCUGUCCACUACACCCCUACCUCCACCCCUGGCCCAGGGUCUAGCUCUGUCCCCCUCUCGGCCAGCCCCCUGCCCCCCCAGCAGUCUCCUGCAGGCCCAGAUGUGAGCGGUAGUGGCAGUGCCCCGUCCCCCUCUCCCAGCCAGUGUGAGGGGACCGGGGGCAGUGUGUCUGAUGGGGAGGACAUGGACACCUCAGAGAUCGCCCGGCAGAUCAAGGAGCAGCUGAUUAAACACAACAUUGGCCAGCGGGUGUUUGGCCACUAUGUACUGGGCCUGUCCCAGGGCUCGGUCAGUGAGAUCCUGGCUCGGCCCAAACCCUGGAGCAAGCUGACCAUCCGGGGGAAAGAGCCCUUCCACAAGAUGAGGCAGUUCCUGUCUGAUGAGCAGAACAUCCUGGCAUUACGCAGCAUACAGGGACGGCAGAGAGGUGAGGCAUGUCUGUCUGUCUGUCUGUCUGUGUGUGUGUGUGUUUUCACAAACCUUUCCUCUGUUAAUAUGGUCUAUCUAUUAGUUGUCUUGCGUCACACCUGUGUCUGUCAGUGAGGGUCUGCUGCUUUAGUCAUCCAGAAAGGCCUCCAAGCCUCCCUUAACCAUCCAUGAUCAAUACUGAAACCUUCACACAUCAACGGUAUUGACCAAACAGGAGGGCAGGGCUACAGUUUACCACAGUCACAUUCGAUCGGCCAGACCUGCUGUUUCCGCGUCAGAGCAUUUGAUCUCUGCUCUGUGUGUUUUCAGGGAGUGGACAGACAGACCUUCUUUAAAUGCCUUAACCCUUUGUUUAAGCUGUCAGUCCUAUGUUUACCCUGUCGUACAGUUCAGUAGCUAUGUUUACCCUGUCGUACAGUUCAGUAGCUAUGUUUUGCGUUGAAGUUGAAAGUUGGCGUUGAAGUUGAAGCAACGUGUGUUUUUUGUUUUGACAGAGGGCCCAGGCCAACCCCUUAGCCGUGCACAGGACGCACCGAAGCGGAGAGCCAGCUCUGACCAAGCCUCGCGGACAGGUCUGUCCCUACACACACACUUCUGCUUCUGUCCUUGUGGCGUGGCUUUGGAUGAUGUGUGCCUGUGUUGUGCAUGUAACCCCCCCCACAGUGGGACGUGCAUCAGAGGAAGGCCAACGUGUAUAAUUUAGAGAGUUAAUGAGCAGACAGUCGGUUUCAGCUGUAGGGUGACGUCUGUCUGUCUAUGUGGGGGGUGGGGCGUCUUGCUGUAAUAUCUCUGUAGAUCAACUAUAAUACUGUGCCUUUGUAAACAGUACCUGUUUGAAAUUACCUUUCACUUGGUGGUAUGUCUAACCUCCCUCCCUCUCCCCUUGUCCAGGUAACAUCACCAUAUGUAUCCGUACUCCGGAGUGUGGUUCAGACGAGGCCAUCAAGUCUAUCCUGGAGCAGGCCAAAAGAGAGCUGCAGGUGCAGAAAUCUGGUGAGUGUCCUCUCCUCUCUGCACUAUGGUGGAAUAGGAUGACAGUUGUCCCCACUGGUGGAAUAGGAUGACAGUUGUCCCUUGAUGAUCCAUUAUAUAUAUAUAUAUAUAGUGGUCUUUCUUGUCACAUUCUGUUUGUCUUAUUCAAAGGUCUAAGAAGGUAGUACUCUCACUUUAUUCAGUAUUGGCUGUUAGCGUGUGUGUGUGUGUGUGUGUGUGUGUGUGUGCGCGUGUGUGCGUGCGUGUGUGUGUGAGAGAUACUGUCUCUGAUAUCCGUUGUCUUCUUUCUCCGUCCAGCAGACUUCUCCCAUGGUACUUCCCCUGGUGGGGGGCUGAGAGGAGCAGGAGGAGGAGGUGGUGGUUCGGACGAGGCCAUCCGAUCCAUCCUAAAGCAAGCUCGAAGAGAGAUGGAGGCCCAAAAGGCUGCUGUGGAACCCAUCCUCAAAGCCUCCUCUUCCUCCUCUUCCUCCCAGAGGGACGUACUGGUCUCCCAUCUGGCUGCCUCCUUCCCUGCCUCCACCCCCCUGGCUCUCUCCCUGAAGAAACCCCCCACCGCCCUCCCAGUCUCCCCCUCCUCGCCCUCUACAGUCAUGGACUUCAGCUCUAGUGUGAAGAGGGAGGACAGGGGAGUGUCGAUGCCAGACGGCCUGGCUGACGGGGUGCCCAGGCUGGGUCGGAGCUCCGAGGGGUCUGCCCGGGCUGGAGGGGUGCACUGGAGGGAGCAGUGGUGGAGCAACAUGAACCCAGACCCCCGCAGAGAUAAACCCACACUGGGGGGAGAGGAGAACCACACCCAGGCCUGCAGUGCUACACCUGCACCGGGGGGAGAGGAGAACCACACCCAGGCCUGCAGUGCUACACCUGCACCGGGGGGAGAGGAGAACCACACCCAGGAGGACUCGAAAGAGGUGAGUACCACAGUCAGAAUAUACACACACACCAGCCCUGAGUGAGAACACAGUGACUCACUACUGAAGAGAGGCCUGGUGAGAACACAGUGACUCACUACUGAAGAGAGGCCUGGUUGAGAACACAGUGACUCACUACUGAAGAGAGGCCUGGUGAGAACACAGUGACUCACUACUGAAGAGAGGCCUGGUUGAGAACACAGUGACUCACUACUGAAGAGAGGCCUGGUGAGAACACAGUGACUCACUACUGAAGAGAGGCCUGGUGAGAACACAGUGACUCACUACUGAAGAGAGGCCUGGUGAGAACACAGUGACUCACUACUGAAGAGAGGCCUGGUGAGAACACAGUGACUCACUACUGAAGAGAAGCAUGGGUGAGAACACAGUGACUCACUACUGAAGAGAGGCCUGGUUGAGAACAGUGACUCACUACUGAAGAGCGAGAGGGGGGGGAUCUGGAGUGUCUGCCAGCUUACCUUUGUCUGUCAUCAUUCAUCACAGCCAUCCACACUCCCAUUUUGUCUGUUAGUGUCUCACAGCCUUAAUUUAAAUCAACCCAGCUCUGAAGUUAUCAAUCAGUUUUGAUCCCAAUACAAUUCAGAAUAUACUUAACCUAGUUAAUGUGUGUGUGAGCUUAUGUCUCUGUAUCUGUUUAGCCAUUCCAUAAUGUGUAUGAGUGACUGACGUUUUAUUGUGUGUGUGUGUGUGUGUGUGUGUGUGUGUGUGUGUGUGUGUGUGUGUGUGUGUGUUAGGCACUGUCUCUGUCUCUAGGAAGUAUGUGUGACGGCCUGGGGUCUGGUCGUAAACCCUGGAGCAAGAUUACUUCCAGAGGCCUCCGCAUGCAGCUGUGGCUGAACGGUGAUCUGGGCCAGAACACACACAUCGAGCCUGCUCACAACCAAGGUAAUGGACUGUGUGUGUGUGUGUGUGUACUGUGUGUGUGUGUGUGUGUGUACUGUGUCUUGACAAACAACUGACAGACGUAUGUAUGGCUGACGAUCAUCUCUCAAUCAGGCCCACCUCAAUUUACAGUCAACUGCUGAGCUGUAAAUGAACACCAUUACACUGCUGGCUCAUACAGCUCCACACACAGCCCUGGGUGAGAGCACUGCUCUCUUAGCCUGUUGAUAGCUGUGGGUUGCUGCCAUCAUGUCAGCCUGUCCCCCCCUCCCUUCUCCCUCCCCAGCCCUGGUGUCAGGCCUCUGGGUGGGAGAUGGCAGCAGAGUAUGUCUCUCUCCAGGCGUAAAGAGGACAUAAUCUACACUGACAAUUCUCCAUGACUGCUCCAUUCCAGCCUUCUGCAAAAACAGAACAGAGACAGGGAGGGGACAGAGGGGAUUAUGGGAGGGGAGAGAGAUGAAGAGGGAGAAGGGAUAGAUGCAGAUACCCUGUGAAUACACCCCUUUUGUUGUUUGCCGAUCUGAAGGAACUGGACAAGGUCUUCCAAUGAGUUUAGAGGAGAUUCAGCCACAUUGUUAAUACCUAUUGGGUACUCAGUCAGACCUGCCAACACUGAGGGCUUUGAGGGGGUUUCCUUCUGUCUGGGCUUGUUGACUGCAGUGUGGUAUGAUGUCCCUGGCACUACACACCUCAUUCCACUCAUCAUCAAGCUGUUGAAAAGUGCCAGGUCAAAAACAAAAAAAUGUGCCCCCUUUGGGUGCCCAGGACCAAGAUUAAGAAAACACUUAAAAUCCUUCUUCCUCCUGUGUAACCUACUGUACUGUCUGCUCCUACCCUGUGUUUCCUCUCUUCUCCAGCAGAGGGCACUCCCAGCCAGACCUCAGCCAGCUGCAGCCCUGCCCCGGAGUCUCCACUGAGCUCUGCUGAGGAGUCACUCAAUGGUUUAGUGGGGGACCGGGACCCUCUGCCCCCCCCGGCCCCAUCUCUGGAGCCCCCAUCUGGUGAGCCCUCAGGGGGGGAGUCCCAGCCUGGCACGCCCCUGCCCCUCCCCGGCCCCAUCACAGGCCUCAGCAUCCAGGAGACGAUAGCCAUGUCCCCAGAACUGGACACCUACGUCCUCACCAAGAAGGUCAAGGAGGUGCUGACCGAUAACAACCUUGGUGAGAUUCACAGACCUUUUAGUGUACCUUCUCUCUCUCUGUUUUCUCCUUCCUUCUCUCUCUCUGUUUUCUCCUUCCUUCUCUCUCUCUGUUUUCUCCUUCCUCCUCUCUGUUUUCUCCUUCCUCCUCUCUGUUUUCUCCUUCCUCCUCUCUGUUUUCUCCUUCCUCCUCUCUGUUUUCUCCUUCCUCCUCUCUGUUUUCUCCUUCCUCCUCUCUCCUCACCUAUUUGUCUAUUUUCUAUUUUCCUUCUUUGUCGUUUUCUCUUAGUUUCACCCAAUCUCUUUUUUCCUUUAGAUUAUUCAUGAAUUAUCUCCAAAUACAAGCUUGGAUUUCCCAAUCCAUGGUGGUCUAUUCAGACCUCCAGCCUGACCCCCUGUCGCUCUACCCUCUCUCCCCCCAGGGCAGCGUCUGUUUGGGGAGAGUAUCCUGGGUCUGACCCAGGGCUCGGUGUCUGAUCUGCUGGCUCGGCCCAAGCCCUGGCACAAGCUCAGUCUAAAGGGACGUGAGCCCUUCGUCCGCAUGCAGCUCUGGCUGCAGGACCCACACAAAGUGGAGAAGCUGAUGGACAUGAAACGACUGGAGAAAAAAGGUAAUGAUCUCACAGACAGACAGACAGACCAAACACACCCCGAUGUGCUGAUAGGACCGAUUAUGGACACGGACAAUCACAUGCUUUAUUGGAUGUGACAUCAUGUGACCCUCCAUGGGCCCACUGACAGUCUUCAUCCUCCAUCUUCAUCAUCAUCAAUAAUAAUGUUCCAUUCAUCUACUGCUUCCUGGUUCCUCCCGUUACUGCACUGUUCCAUUCAUCCACUGCUUCCUGGUUACAUUCAUCCACUGCUUCCUGGUUCCAUUCAUCCGCUGCUUCCUGGUUCCAUUCAUCCGAUGCUUCCUGGUUCCAUUCAUCCGCUGCUUCCUGGGUCCAUUCAUCCACUGCUUCCUGGUUCCAUUGAUCCGCUGCUUCUUGGUUCCAUUCAUCCGCUGCUUCCUGGGUCCAUUCAUCCGCUGCUUCCUGGGUCCAUUCAUCCGCUGCUUCCUGGUUCCAUUCAUCCCCUGCUUCUUGGUUCCAUUCAUCCGCUGCUUCCUGGUUCCAUUCAUCCCCUGCUUCUUGGUUCCAUUCAUCCACUGCUUCCUGGUUCCAUUCAUCAGCUGCUUCCUGGUUCCUCCCCUUUCAGCACUGUUCCAUUCAUGAGCUGCUUCCUGGUUCCUCCCCUUUCAGCACUGUUCCAUUCAUCCACUGCUUCCUGGUUCCAUUCAUCCGCUGCUUCCUGGUUCCAUUAAUCCGCUGCUUCGUGAUUCCAUUCAUCCACUGCCUCCUGGUUGCAUUCAUCAACUGCCUCCUGUUUGAUUUCAUCCCCUGCUUCCUGGUUUCCCCAUCAUUUAUCUCUCCCUUGUGAGACUUAAAGGUAGAAACAGAGCGAUGAUGUUGCAUUGCUCUGUUCCUCUCUCAGGCUGUACUGUAGAUAGAUAUGAGAGAAUGACAUCAUUGCUCUGUUCCUCUCUCAGGCUGUACUAUAGAUAGAUAUGAGAGAAAGGGCAGAAGAGCAAAAGUAAUGGACUUCAGCUGUUUGUAAAACAUGAUUUGCUAGUCAAUGGAGUUGGCAAAAGCACAAACAGAUCUCGGACCAGGCCUGGCUUCCCCAGCUGUCUCUGUGCAGGCUGUUAGUGACACCUGACCCCUCACACUGAGCAUGCUGUCGUGACGUGACUUUUAACAGUAAUCUGAUGACUGUUAUUUCUCUAAUUAACUAUGUUUAAUUGUUACCCAAUUUUAAAUUAAUCAUGUAACAAUUAACUCAUUAGGAUUUGGGGCACCACGAGAGCAGUUGUUUAAAGAGUUACCAUCUCCCGAAUUAAACUCUAGAAGGUCUAUCAUCGAUAAACAGUCAACUUAUUAAUCAUAACCUCUUAUCAUAUCAUCAUUCUGAACGUCGUAACCUCCUUGCAUCUGCAAAAACCCCAGCCUUACUUAUGAUUCAGUACUACACAGAUUGGUUUAAUUAUUUAUUUACUAGCUAACUAAAUGGUAACACAGGAUAACAUCCACACUUAAUACAUGAACAACAGGUCCCUAGCAGACUGACAACAACAUGACUGCUUGUUACAAAAGAGAAAGAGGUAGAGAGACCGGGACAGAGACACUUAACGUUGGUACAUUUAGAAACUACUCUCACUUAUAUUUCUCCUGUACUUUGCACUCGAACCGCCGCCCGCUUGGAGUAAGAAAUAAUGAAUGUAUUUACGUGAGGUGCUGCCGUGUAGCUCUCGCUCUCUGAACCGGGCCACCCUGGAAAGGGAGUUGGUCGGGCCAACUCACAGCUCGCUCGUAAGGCUCUGAUUGUCCAACAGUUACAACAAGUCUUCUGUUUUUUUAUAUACACACUCACAUAUACAUAUAUAUAUAUAUAUAUAUAUAUACUGCUCAAAAAAAUAAAGGGAACACUAAAAUAACACAUCCUAGAUCUGAAUGAAUGAAAUAAUCUUAUUAAAUACUUUUUUCUUUACAUAGUUGAAUGUGCUGACAACAAAAUCACACAAAAAUUAUCAAUGGAAAUCAAAUGUAUCAACCCAUGGAGGUCUGGAUUUGGAGUCACCCUCAAAAUUAAAGUGGAAAACCACACUACAGGCUGAUCCAACUUUGAUGUAAUGUCCUUAAAACAAGUCAAAAUGAGGCUCAGUAGUGUGUGUGGCCUCCACGUGCCUGUAUGACCUCCCUACAACGCCAGGCAUGCUCCUGAUGAGGUGGCGGAUGGUCUCCUGAGGGAUCUCCUCCCAGACCUGGACUAAAGCAUCCGCCAACUCCUGGACAGUCUGUGGUGCAACGUGGCGUUGGUGGAUGGAGCGAGACAUGAUGUCCCAGAUGUGCUCAAUUGGAUUCAGGUCUGGGGAACGGGCGGGCCAGUCCAUAGCAUCAAUGCCUUCCUCUUGCAGGAACUGCUGACACAGUCCAGCCACAUGAGGUCUAGCAUUGUCUUGCAUUAGGAGGAACCCAGGGCCAACCGCACCAGCAUAUGGUCUCACAAGGGUUCUGAGGAUCUCAUCUCGGUACCUAAUGGCAGUCAGGCUACCUCUGGCGAGCACAUGGAGGGCUGUGCGGCCCCCCAAAGAAAUGCCACCCCACACCAUGACUGACCCACCGCCAAACCGGUCAUGCUGGAGGAUGUUGCAGGCAGCAGAACGUUCUCCACGGCGUCUCCAGACUCUGUCACGUCUGUCACGUGCUCAGUGUGAACCUGCUUUCAUCUGUGAAGAGCACAGGGCACCAGUAGACAAUCUUGGUGUUCUCUGGCAAAUGCCAAACGUCCUGCACGGUGUUGGGCUGUAAGCACAACCCCCACCUGUGGACGUCGGGCCCUCAUACCACCCUCAUGGAGUCUGUCUCUGACCGUUUGAGCAGACACAUGCACAUUUGUGGCCUGCUGGAGGUCAUUUUGCAGGGCUCUGGCAGUGCUCCUCCUGCUCCUCCUUGCACAAAGGCGGAGGUAGCAGUCCUGCUGCUGGGUUGUUGCCCUCCUACGGCCUGUUCCACGUCUCCUGAUGUACUGGCCUGUCUCCUGGUAGCGCCUCCAUGCUCUGGACACUACGCUGACAUUCACAGCAAACCUUCUUGCCACAGCUCGCAUUGAUGUGCCAUCCUGGAUGAGCUGCACUACCUGAGCCACUUGUGUGGGUUGUAGACUCCGUCUCAUGCUACCACUAGAGUGAAAGCACCGCCAGCAUUCAAAAGUGACCAAAACAUCAGCCAGGAAGCAUAGGAACUGAGAAGUGGUCUGUGGUCACCACCUGCAAAACCAGUCCUUUAUUGGGGGUGUCUUGCUAAUUGCCUAUAAUUUCUACCUGUUGUCUAUUCCAUUUGCACAACAGCAUGUGAAAUGUAUUGUCAAUCAGUGUUGCUUCCUAAGUGAACAGUUUGAUUUCACAGAAGUGUGAUUGACUUGGAGUUACAUUGUGUUGUUUAAGUGUUCCCUUUAUUUUACACUGUAUGUGUGUAUAUAUAUAUACACACAUACAGUGGGGAGAACAAGUAUUUGAUACACUGCCAAUUUUGCAGGUUUUCCUACUUACAAAGCAUGUAGAGGUCUGUAAUUUUUAUCAUAGGUACACUUCAACUGUGAGAGACGGAAUCUAAAACAAAAAUCCAGAAAAUCACAUUGUAUGAUUUUUAAGUAAUUAAUUUGCAUUUUAUUUUUCUACUGUGAUGUUUUACAAAAGUUCUGAACCUUUCUAUUCUCAUUGUUUCUACAGAUUGUAAAUUGAAAAUAAACAUCUUUGCUAAAAGUAUUAUUAUUGAUCGAUUGACUAUGACUUUUCAGAUUACCCAGUAGUGCUAUCUGCAGGGUCAGCUCCAUGCAAAUAUUGCAAUCCUUCAGCCAGUCCUGGACCUGUGUCCAGAAACAAGCUACAAAUGGACAGUACCAAAACAAAUGAUCUAAUGAUUCUGUCUCUUCACAGCCAAUCUGCAGAGCUGGGAAGAUUGUAUCCCCCAUAUAAAUAACAUUCUAUUGGUAGCAAGAAUUUUAUAUAAUAAUUUAAAUUGAACAAUUCUAAGUUUUGAAUCCGGUAUCGUUUUGCGUAUCAGUUCAUAAACACUAUGCCAUGGAUCGGUACGUCAAAAAUCUCUUCCUAACUAUUUUGCAAUCUAUAUGGGACGGCUGUCAAUCUUUUGGUCCUUAAAUGAAACUGAUAUACUUUUUUAUUUAUCACAAUUUUCUUUAACCAAUUAUGUUCUUUAAUGGAAGGCUGACAGACAAGUUCCUUACUUUUUCCUCCUUCCACUUUCCUCUUCCAUUUUUGCGGUAAUGCUGCAAUUAUUUGAUUGUAAGUUUGGGUAGAGCAGACAUUUCCAUAUGUUUUUGUUAGCUGCAUGUGCGACAUAACUCCACCAUUCCUACCGAUAAUAUAAUUUACGAAGAUUAUACCUUUUUUAAGAAAAUAACUGUUUUUUUAUCAAUUAGUAUAUUUCAGUUUAACCACAAUAUUUGUUGCAAUAUUUGUUCUGUCAUUUCUGGAGGAUUAAAUUGAAAUUGCAACCAACUUUCAAUGGCUUGUUUUAGAAAUAGUGAUAUUUGGGAGAUUUCCUUUUCAAAUACCUGAAAGUGAGGCGUUGUAAUCUGAAUAAAGGGAAAAAGUUCCUUCUUGAACAUAGGGUGAGACAAUCUUACUAGUUUGCUAGAGAACCAGUUCGGAUUUAAGUAUAACUUUUGUAUGACUGAAGCUUUUAGUGAUAGGUCUAAUGCUUUAAUAUUUAAUAAUUUCUGUCCUCCUAAUUCAUAUUCAUUAUAUAAAUAUGCCCGUUUAAUUUUGUCUGGCUUGCCGUUCCAAAUAAAAUGGAAUAUUUUUUUCUCAUAUAAUUUGAAAAACUGUUCGCUAGGCGUAGGCAAGACCAUAAGCAAAUAGGUAAACUGGGAUAAUACUAAAGAGUAAAUCAGGGUGAUUUUUCCACAAAUUGACAGGUAUCUUCCUUUCCAUGGUAGAAAGAUCUAAUCUAUUUUUGCUAACUUUCUAUUAAAACAUAUUGGAGUGAGAUCAUUUAUUUCCUUUGGGAUAUGUAUUCCGAGUAUAUCCACAUCACCAUCAGACCAUUUUAUUGGUAAACUACAUGGUAAUGUAAAAUUUUUAUUUUUUAGUGCUCCAAUACGUAAUAUAGUACAUUUAUCAUAAUUUGGUUGUAAUCCAGAGAGGUUAGAAAAUGUAUCUAGAUCCUCUAUGAGGCUUUGGAGUGAUUCAAGUUGUGGAUUUAAAAAAAUAUAUGAAUCAUCAGCGUACAAUGACACCUGUGUUUUUAAGCCCUGGAUUUCUAAUCCCUUGAUAUUAUUGUUGGAUUUGAUUUUAAUAGCUAACAUCUCGAUGGCAAUAAUAAAUAGAUAUGCCGAUAGUGGACAACCUUGUUUCACUCCUCUUGACAGUUUAAAACUUUCUGAGAAAUAGCCAUUAUUUACUAUUUUACACCUAGGGUUACUAUACAUGAUUUUAACCCAAUUUAUAAGAGAUUGUCCAAAAUUGAAAUGCUCCAGGCAUUUAUAUAUAAACUCCAGUCGUACUUUAUCAAAUGCCUUUUCAAAGUCUGCUAUGAAUAGCAGGCCUGGUUUCCCAGAUUUUUCAUAGUGUUCUAUUGUUUCCAGUACUUGCCUUAUAUUAUCUCCAAGGUAUCGUCCCAUGUAAAAAAACCUGUCUGAUUAGAAUGAAUAAUGUCCGACAAUACCUUUUUCAUUCUAUGCGCUAUACAUUUUGCUAGGAUUUUUGCAUCACAACACUGAAGUGUAAGGGGCCUCCAAUUUUGUAAAUGGAGUGGAUCUUUAUAUUUUCCACUUGUAUCCUGUUUCAGUAAUAAUGAGAUCAGACCUUCUUCUUGAGUGUCAGAUAGUCUACCAUUUACAUAGGAGUGGUUAAAACAUGCUAAUAACAGUCCUCUGAGUAUAUCAAAAAAGGUUUGGUAUACCUCGACUGGUAUGCCAUCCAACCCUGGAGUUUUCCCGGACUUAAAGUCUUUAAUUGCAUCCAGAAGUUCCUCCUCUGUAAUUUCACCUUCACAUGAGUCUUUCUGUAUGGCUGUUAAUUUUACAUUAUCAAUAGAAAAACAAUCUCUACAAUUAGCUUCAGUUAGAGGAGAUGGAGGCGACUGAAACGAACACAUAUGCUUAAAGUACUUUGUUUCCUCCUUCAAAAUAUAAUUUGGUGAAUCAUGGGUGACUCCGUCCUUUGUAACCAGUUUCAAUAAAUUAUUUUCGGUAGUAUUUCUAUGUUGAAGAUUAAAAAGAAUUUGGUGCAUUUUUCCCCAUAUUCCAUCCAGUUUGCUUUAUUUUUAUAAUAUAUUACACUUGAUCUUUCUUGAAUAAGUUUCUCCAUUUCUUUUAGUUUUUCCUCCAAUUUAUUCCGAGCCUCUGUGUUAGUUUUUAUUGCUGUCUAUCUGUUCUGUUAGACCUUCUAUUUCCUUUGUUAGUGUGGACUCUUUUGACCUAAAUUGCUUUUGUUUUCGAGAUGAGUACUGAAUUGCAUGGCCUCUAAAGGCACAUUUAAAGGUGUCCCAUACAAUAAGGGGAUUUGCUGUACCUAUGUUAUGUCGGAAAAAAAUCAGUUAUAAAUUCCUCUGUCCUAGUUAAAAACAAGUUAUCAUCCAAUAGGCUUUGAUAAAAUUUCCAAUAUCCUCGCCCACGUGGAAAUUCAGUAAGAGUAAUGUAUAUGCCAAUUAUAUGAUGGUCCGACCGCAUUCUGUCCCCUAUCAACACUUUUUAAACUUUUGGUGCCAACGAGAAUGACAUAAGAAAGAAGUCAAGACGACUAGCUUGAUUGAUUCUCCGCCAUGUUUAUCUCACUAGAUCAGGAUAUUUAAGCCUCCAUAUAUCUACUAGUUCUAAUGUAUCUAUGACAUUCACGAUUUCCUUAAGAGCAUGAGGGUGAUUGUUUGUAGUGUGAUUUCCUUUACGGUCCAUUGAGCUAUUUAAAACGGUAUUAUAUUCUCCCACCAUAAUAAUAGAGUCUUGAAUUGCUUGCAAGGUCGAUAAUGUAUUAAAUAUAUUUUCUAAGAAGUGUGGAUCAUCAUUAUUUGGUCCAUAAAGGUUAAUGAGCCAUAUUUGUUUAUGGUCCAAUAACAUAUUUAAAAUAAUCCAUCUACCUAGCGUAUCUCUUUGGACAAUUUGCACAUUCGGAUCGAAAUUACUGUUAAUUAAUAUCAUCACCCCUUUUGAGUUUCUUAGCCCAUGGGAGAAGUAUAUUUCGCCCCCCCCAUUCCUUUUUCCACGCAACUUCAUCUCCUUCUACUGUUGUUACAACAAGUCUUCUACUGUUGUGGGCCUCUGUAGUUGUCCGGUGACUUGUCAUGUAGUCCUGAACAGAACUACAGAAUGGAUUUUCCUUCCACUCGUUCUGGAAGAUUGGUUCUGUGAAGAUAGGCUAGCCAGCCGUGUCCAUGGUUCCCCAGUGGGGUGAUGAGAGUAGCUUAGUAGGAUGGUCCCACUUAAAUUCACUUUUCCAGAUAUUGUACUUAGGACAGCUAAUCAGCCGUACCAGUGAUUGUCUGAGAGGGGAGUUUCCUUCUCCACCUCGUGUUGUUAUUCAGAGUUUAAACAACUUCACACAUGCAGCUGCAGCCUGGCGAUGUUCUGGUCUCAUAUGUUCCAACCCUUUUUAACUUGUAGCGGCUGCUUCACGUCUUUCUGGCCUAAAGGUUCAUUUCUCUACUAAGCCUUUAUGCACUCUGGUCGAAAAAGGGACGGUUCCGUCACGUUGACACGCUCUCUGACCUCACUCAAGUGGGGGGCGGUGACUACUCACUUGUACAAAGUUAGAGAAACAAUUUCCUCUUAUAGUUUCUAAGAUCACAUCCCUCUCUUAACAAAAACACUUUCAUCAUUGUUCAUACUUCAUACACAGCGUAGAGGAUGGACACUUCACACAGUUAGUGUGUAUACUUUUCAAGUCACAGUAUUUCCUUUAGAACAUUUUUAAUGACAUCACAAAAUAACCCAUAUUACAUUAUUAUUCUUUAGAUCGCCUCUGAACAGUCCCCACGUUCUACGUUAGAAAUAUUGUUGCAGUAUUCGUGUUAGAGUUUCGGCGGGAAAAGUCUGUAAACAAAGACAUUCCUUUCGUUAAUACUGGAGGGGGAGAGAGAGUCUCCUUCUCCUUAUAUUUACGACAGGCCGUGAGGUGUCAAAACCCCACAGUCCCCCCCCCCCCCCCCCCCCCCUCCCCCCCCCCCUCUGCGGGUGGGAGGAGAUCUGGAGUAAGCUCUCCCUGCAAACCUGAUCUGCCCAUUUGGAUCCUCCCAGGACAGUCAUGACAAUGCCCACAGCAGGCCUGGAGGUGAGAGGCUGCACCACAUGUUGGAGCUCACUGAGCGCAGGCAGAAGGGUGAAGAUGGCCCUAGUCACUGAUCUGAGGUCAGAGGUUAGAAUAGAGCAGUGGGGACCAGGCCAAUAGCAGAGCUGGGAGGAAAGGCAGACAAACAAUGAGCUGACCCUGUGUAGUGGAACACUUUUAUCAGCUCAUUGUAUCAGUGUGUACUGUACUGUAGGAGAUUAGAAAAUUUCAAAUCCAUGCUGUCAUUUGCACAUUUGUAGCCUGUGGUGUUUUCAGAGGCUGACUCUGUCCAUGUAUUGCUGAAGUUAGACAUUACCGCCCCCUAGUGGGUGUUGGUACCAGUACACUGUGUUUAUCUACAACGAUAUCUCAUCCUCUCCCUGUCUCUCCGCAGCCUACCUGAAGAGGCGCCACAGCUCGCUGAGUGACGGCCAUUCUGUGGACGGUGGCCUGGCAGGGCCGGACUUCCUCCAGAGCUCCAGCCCCCAGCACCAGCGGCCUCCUCAGCUGUACCAGAAGAAAGUCCGGGUGGUCCUGGGUCCCGAGGAGAAGGAGGCUCUGAAGAGUGCUUACCAGGAGAAGCCCUACCCGUCCCCCAAAACCAUUGAGGAGCUGGCCUCCCAGCUCAACCUCAAGACCAGCACCGUCAUCAACUGGUUCCACAACUACAGGUCAGUUUACUGCACUGCAAAGUAUGACAGCAACCCGUUAGAGAUGGCCGACGUCAACCUUUGUUCUACCGGGAUUAUCUGCCCAUCAAAUAUGGUGAUGUACGAUGCUAUUUUCCUUACUGUUGUAGAAGGUCUAUAAAUAAAAAAUUUUGCCAACACAGCAGUUGGGAUAUAGCGCAAAAUCAACUGCGACUGGACGAAAGAUAAUGCUGUUAAAACAAGAGGCUAAGUGCAGGCAAUGGCAAAUCUGUUCUAGUAAUCCUUUCUGGUGGUGGAGUAGGUGUGUGUGUGUGUGUGUGUGUGUGUGGGUGGGUGUGGUUGUGCUUGUGUCCGGGUGUGUGGGUGUGUGUGUUCUGUGUCCGUCUGUGGCCCCAACACAUGAUGGAGCAGUGACUGUCUGAUGAUGAACGGGGCUGUCUUACCGUAGUGACAUCAUGGCCUGGAUAGACGCAGUCUACCGUCUUCACCACUGGAUAAUAAUAACGCUUUAUUUGCGUCAGAAAAUAAUAUAUAAAUAAAUAAUAUUGUUUGUUCUGUCUCUCAUAAAGCUGUGAUUGAUGAGAAUAUCCAAGGCUUAGGCCAUAGACUGUCAUUCUUGUAAUUUUUGAAAGCCACAACAACUUUAGGACAACACCUACGUAGGCGUGAAUUUUUGGGGAAAUAAGCUACUGUUCAUAACCUUAGCUUGUAUUAAAGCUUUUAUGAUAGGCCAGUAGGAGAAAUGAGGACAUUUGGUUUUCAACCUCACAUGGAGGGAUUUUCCCGGCCCGCGUGGGAUCAUAUCUUUCUUAAUAAGCUGUAACUUGAUUAAACUGGUCAUUCGAUGUUUCUAUAGGCUAUUGAUAUGGUUUGUUCUCUCUCUCGUUAUUGGUCCCCUGGCUACCUUGCAUUUUUAUGCUAUUACAAUACCUUUGAGAAAUGGAACACUGUUCCAUUGAAUGUUUGGUCAGGAGAAAGCCAUGAAUAAAACGAAAACGUAGCCUUCAGCCGUAUUCACUGCCUUUCCAAUAGGCAGAAAAGGGAAGGUAGACUCGUUAAAUUUUUUUUACCGUUGGACACAAGAUAGUUAGGGAGUGUCUGUUUAUAAAAAAUAAAAAAUAAAAUAAAUACAAUUUACAGCUAUAGUCUUAAGGACCCCAUGCAUCUGACAGAGAGAGAGAAACAAUAUUUUAUUUUAUUUCUGGACAUUUUGCGCUGCUUUGGUGGAACUCCCCGCUCUGUCUAUCCUACAUUAUUCUCUUGCGUUCUGUAUAUAACAUAUUGAUUGAAAUAGGCUACAGCCAAUAGGAAUAGGCUAAUUACUGCUGUGAGCUGCGUUUUGUACUGCUUUACUGCACGGCGCCAGUCAAGUUCAACUAGGCUAAACCGUCGUCUGUCACAACCAUCGUCUGUCACAUCACAAUGUCUUCACCAUCGUCGAUGGCUGUCGUAAUAUCGCCCAACCUAGUCUUAACCCCCUGCUCUCCGUCCCUCCCCAGGUCUCGUAUCCGCAGGGAGCUCUUCAUAGAGGAGAUUCAGGCUGCAGGGUCAGCGGCAGCAGCUAAAGCCGGGGAGGGGGACAGCUGUGACGGGACAGAGUCAGACGGCACGGUGGAGGGCCGCCACGGGGGGCACAGAGGAGCCUCUGAGGACCGGGACAUGGAGGCCGGGGUUGAAGCCAGGCUGUCAGGUGGAUCCCCUGCCCAGAGAAACUGCACUACCUCAGGCUCGGCCGGGCCGGGCUCCAGCAGCAGCAGCCUCUUCAGUCUCCCUGAGGCAUGUCUCUGUCUCUCAGCCCCCUCCAGUCACACCUCAACCCCGGCUAAGAACCCCAGGGACAAUACCCUGCGCAAGAAGAAAGCUGCCAACCUCAACAAUAUAAUCCACAGACUGGAGAAGGCUGCUGGCAAGGAAGACCCCUCUGAGUGGGAGUUCUGA